Molecule: messenger RNA, 942 nt
Organism: Fusarium mangiferae
Lineage: Eukaryota; Fungi; Ascomycota; Sordariomycetes; Hypocreales; Nectriaceae
Exons: 1
Coding region: 1-942 (313 amino acids)
Source: RefSeq, a predicted model, not a curated record
AUGAACGAGUCAUAUGGCCCUCUUGUCCGCCUAUGGGGCAUACGCCCUUCUAAACUUCCAGAUGCAGGGGCACAACCAGGAGAGCUCAAGGUUCUUCUCUCCUCAAUUAUUCUCGAAGCCUUGCCUUUUCUGAACUCCGUCCCUUCCGAGAUCCCUUCCGUGGAGCCUGCUACUGAACUCCAGUCCACAAGUGAUCUCUGGAAACACAAGACAGUCAAAACAUACGACGGAUCUACCGCUUCUGUUCAUGUAUUCGAGCGUACUGUUGAUGCUGAGACUCUUGGGGUUGUCGCUCAGAAGAACCCUGGGCUUGGGAUACCACCUGAUAAGGCGCAGUCAGAGCUUUGGGCGCUUCGACGGAGUACUCACGAAGCAAAGAAAGAGAAGGGCACGGCAGAUUGGGAUGAGUUUCUGAGAUGUUUCAAGGAGAAGCAUGGUGAGGCGGAGAAGACCUUUACGCCAAGCGUGGUGAGCUUCAAGCGACUACAGGAAUGGGAUUGCUCAGGCAUUGAGAUUCAGCUGAACGGCGAAACUUGGGUUGAUUGGACACUGCGUCAUGAAGAGUCUGUCCAUGACCUUCCUGGGCCGUUGUCAAAGCGUGUCUUUCCUGUCCUACAAGCCACAGCUGCUGUUCGUGGACGCAAGGAGUUCCUUGUUGUUCAAAUCGCGAUCCGGGCCGGUGACGACGCAACAAACGUGUCCAAGCACGAUGGCCCAAUUCGGGCGGCUUACACAAGUGUUGAGAGGGUAAGAGAAUUAGGCGAUGGAAGCUUGGAAUGGGUGAUGGGGACAGCAUCUGAUGCGAAAGGCUUGGUGCCUAUGUGGGCGCAGAAGCUAGGUCUUUCUGGGGCGAUAGCUAAGGAUGUCGGUAUAUUCAUGGACUGGAUUGGUAAGGAGAGAUUGAAGGGGAAAGAUGCUGAAGUUAUUGGUGACCUUGAGUAA